ACUCUUUCAAUCAUCACAACUCUUCACUUCAACAAUUUUCAUUCUUUUUUAUUAUUUCUUGGUUGAAUCUUCAUCUUCUUGAACAUUAAAGCAAAGGGUUUAUUUUGUUUAAUUAAAGAUUAUCAGCAAAUUAAUCACAAUGUGGUCUAACCACGACAAGAAUAACCAUACUAUUCCGGCUAGGACAUUCUCUACGCCACCACCGUCAUGGAAAACGUCGCCGCAUUCUCCAGCAGCGGUGGUGAUGCCCAUGUCGGAGAGGAAGAUCAGUGGUUGCCGACGUGAUCUUUUUCAUGUUGUUCAUAAAGUUCCGUCCGGUGAUUCUCCUUAUGUCCGGGCUAAACACGUUCAGUUGAUUGACAAGGAACCGAGCAAGGCGAUUUCGUUGUUUUGGGCUGCUAUAAAUGCCGGGGAUCGAGUUGAUAGUGCCUUGAAAGACAUGGCAGUGGUGAUGAAACAACUGGAUCGAUCCGAUGAGGCCAUCGAGGCUAUAAAAUCUUUUCGUCAUCGCUGCAGUUAUGAGUCUCAGGAAUCUCUAGACAAUGUUCUUGUUGAACUCUACAAGAGAUCUGGAAGGAUUGAGGAAGAGAUAGAAAUGUUGCAACACAAACUGAAGAACAUAGAAGAAGGUGUUGCUUUUGGUGGAAAGAGGACAAAGAUUGCAAGAUCCCAAGGGAAGAAGGUUCAAAUAACAGUUGAACAAGAAAAAUCAAGGAUAUUAGGCAACUUGGCCUGGGCUUACUUGCAGCAUCAUGAUUAUGGUUUGGCUGAACAGCAUUACAGGAAAGCUCUGGCUUUGGAGGUUGAUUAUAACAAGCAGUGCAACUUGGCACUUUGCUUGAUGCAUAUGAAGAGGAUUCCUGAAGCAAAGUCUCUACUUCAGGACAUUAGUGCUUCAUGUGGCAGAAAAGAGAUGGAUGAAUCCUUUGCUAAAUCUUUUGAUCGUGCUGUUGAAAUGCUCAAUGAAUUCGAGGAACGCUCUCUCUUGAAACCAAUCCAAGACGACAAAGAGAACCUUGAUAGUGGCUGGAGGAAAGGUCCUUGUAAUGAAAGGUCUGAUUUUUCUGGCAAAAUGGUUGUUUCUCCUGCAGCUGUUCUGUAUACACAACCGAGAAGAGAUUCUGAGAGUUUACAAGGAGGUCAAAGAAAUGUGCUAGCUCGUACUAUUCGGAAUCUUGACGGGGACUUACAAGAAUCUGACAUAAAAUCGCAAUCCAGUUUGGUUGCACCUGCUGACAGAAAUUGGAGAGGGGUUGCUCAAGUCAAGAGCACAGGAAAAUCACCAUAUCUAUUAUCGCAGCCGAGAACAGAAAGGGGGAGGUCAAGCUGGAGAAGCUAUUCCAGGGAAGAUAACAACACUAAUGCCCAGAUGAUACCUGAAAAACAAGAUCAGACCAUUGUUUUCUAUGAACCUAAGGGAAAAUCCACAGAUUCUGGUGGAAAUAAGUUUGUCGGAAUGAACAAUUUAUUGAAAUCUGCAAGUAAGAGGUGGGCAGAUAUGGUUGAAGAAGAAGAACAGAAGUUACUAACUGGAGAAAAGCUGAGGUUUUCUUUUGAGGGUAGUUGGAAAUAUGGAGACGAAUCUAGCGAUGAAAAUCUGGAUUCCAAUAUGCCAAUAGAAGAAGUGAGUCCUGUAGAAACUAUAAGCCAAAAGCUUGAAGCUAUUGAUCUGAAAAAUAGCUAUGAUACAUUCAACAAUUCUGGUUCUCCAAGGAAUUCAACAGCGCGGCGUUCUUUAUGUUUCGAUGCAAAGAAGGACUCUCCUUUGAAGAGAAAGAACAGAUUGCAGGUUUUCCGGGACAUCACUCCAACUCCAGAUGACAGUCCAUGAACUUCAAUCUGAAAGAACCUCAAGUGUGUAUAUAUGUUUUCAUCUUGAAGAUUGCUGCUGCUCCAAUCAAGUUUUGCAAGGAGAACUUUCUUACUAGGAAAAACUACAGUUUUAAGGCUUUCAAGGAGAAGUUCAUGUAGAGAUUGUGUAUAGAAAGUUGAUGCAUAUUAGCCUCUGAUUUUUUGUUUGAUUCUUAUAUUUGGUGAGCUUCUGUUGAACUAAGCCCUGUAAGUAUUCAUUUUUCCAGUAUAAAGAGAGAUUUAAAAGCAAUUUAUA
Molecule: messenger RNA, 2107 nt
Organism: Mercurialis annua (annual mercury)
Lineage: Eukaryota; Viridiplantae; Streptophyta; Magnoliopsida; Malpighiales; Euphorbiaceae
Product: protein POLLENLESS 3
Exons: 5
Coding region: 140-1831 (563 amino acids)
Molecular function (GO): protein binding
Source: RefSeq, a predicted model, not a curated record